CGUCAAUAUUACGGACGCUUUCCCCGCAGACGGCUAUGGCCCUUCGGUCUACCGUGUCAAGGUAACUGGCGAUGGAAACAAAACCAUAGCAGACUUCACUCCUGGUAGUGAGGAAGAAGACUCCUUUCUGUUUGACGAUGGAGGCUCGCAUCUGGCAGACUAUCCAGGAGGCUGGCGCUUUGCAGACGGCGCAUCCGCAAUGAUUUACAAGUUUGACGUUCCACCUCAGACAACUCAACUUACGCUCACCCUUUCAAUGUGGAAUCAGUUUCUCGUUUCGGCAUCGUCAGCACGCCCGGGUUACUACAGGAUCAACUCAAUCUUCCGCGACUACAUCGUCAGUACAGCAGCUCCCUGCAUAUGGCUGGACAGUAACAGGCAGAGGGAAGCCGCGUUGCUCGACAAGCUCCUUCGUCAAUUCCAGCCUAACACGGCAUACCUCGGCUGGUUUCCAAACGGCGAUGAGAUGACCGGUGUUACGCAACUCGCAAGGAACGGCUUAUACGUCGCCGCUGCGGACUUCUACUUCAACCCCACCAUCUUCAGUGGUUUCAGCACCAAAAGCCAAUCUCAGCAGUCUGCGAUAGGGGGACCUCCAUGGCGGCCUCCUCCGCCCCCUCCCCAAAAGACCCCGAAGGUCUUUCUGUCUCUGGUCUACCUCGAAGGCGACAACAUCCAGUACGACCAGCGGAGCAUGUUCCAGCACUGGAACGACUCCGCGAGGGGAUCAGUCCCACUUGGCUGGACCAUUAGCCCGUUGCUGCGCGAUAUCGGGCCGGGCAUCUUGUCGUAUUAUCAAAGGACGUCUACGGAGAAUGACUUGCUGAUUGCCGGACCGGAUGGCGCGGGGUAUACGUAUCCCGGCGUCUGGCCAAGACGAGCUCUUUCUACAUUCUUGACUCAGAGCGGUGAGUAUAUGCGAGCGACACAAACGGACGAGGUCUUAUUCGUGUACGACCGCAUCAACGCCUCCGAUAACCCGCUCACACCUGGGCUAACUCUCGACUUCCGCGACGCCGUCGGGAGGAAUAGGUUGCGGGGGAUAUACUACGGGUCAUUUGUUUCCACGGUGGAUGCGCUGCAGGUGAAUGUUACAGAGGGCUUCCCGGUGACGAACAUGGUGAGUAUCGGGAACGAGGAGAGCGGUGCGGCGACGUUGCGGAAUAUUUCGGAUAAUUGGAGGGGUCGUGGGCCUCUAUUUGUGGCUGGCGCUGUGAGUGCUUUUGAUAUGACACCGACGAGUGUUACUAGUAUGGUUAAGAAGUUGGGUCAUGAGUUUGAGGUUGUGAGGCCUGAUAUGUGGUUUGAGCUGUUGAGAAAACGGGAAAGCUGGCCUGGUCUUGGGUAGGAUGGCAUUCUCUCGUGAGGAGACUAGUGCCACGAGACUUUAGAGCCUCUCGACGCCUCAAGAUGAACAAUAGAGAUUACGAGGCGUUGUCUAUAGCCUGUAACGGACGUAGGAGCAAUGCAGCGGGGUUGCACCGGUGGGAGAGUGCCGGUGGGAGAAGGAUCCCCACUGAUCUAGGACGCAUACACCCUUAUUGACGAUGCGUGAUACCUCGUUUGUUGUUGUAUGUGCUUGGUUAAUUCAUGUCAGUA
Messenger RNA from Colletotrichum acutatum, 1599 nucleotides. RefSeq lists its product as uncharacterized. The record is from RefSeq and is a predicted model, not a curated record. The transcript has 2 exons. Bases 200 to 1348 code for a protein of 382 amino acids. Lineage: Eukaryota; Fungi; Ascomycota; Sordariomycetes; Glomerellales; Glomerellaceae.